Messenger RNA from Henningerozyma blattae CBS 6284, 1851 nucleotides. RefSeq names its product alpha-mannosyltransferase. Gene Ontology annotation, molecular function: alpha-1,2-mannosyltransferase activity. Bases 1 to 1851 code for a protein of 616 amino acids. The record is from RefSeq and is a predicted model, not a curated record. Gene Ontology annotation, biological process: mannan biosynthetic process. Gene Ontology annotation, cellular component: Golgi apparatus. The transcript has a single exon. Lineage: Eukaryota; Fungi; Ascomycota; Saccharomycetes; Saccharomycetales; Saccharomycetaceae.
AUGAUUAAAGUCAGAAAUGUGUUUAUAAAAUUAAAGUAUAAGAAAAUAUUUUUGGGGAUAAUCUUUAUAUUAUCUAUAAUAUACGUUCAACUACAUGACACAUUUAGUAUAUAUGACAACCUACCACAAAUUAUCAUUAAUAAUUCAGUAAUACCAAAAAGUAAUUCAAAUAGAGCUGAUGAUUCCAUAUAUUCGUUUUACAAAUUUCUUUUCCAACAUAUCAAAGAGAGUCCAUUGAAUGACUACAAGAACAACCCUUUGAUAUUAGAUCAAUUGAAUGAUCAAUGUUUAUUACAAAAUGAUAUUACAUUUGAUGCUACAUCGAAAGAACAAUUAUCUACAGUUUCCUACAAUAAUUUGAAAAAUUGUUAUAGUUUACAAGAACAUGAUUUCAAAAAAAUUUCUAAAAGUCAACUUGAAUAUAUAAAUAAAUGUGUCACUAAAUUAUCUAAAAAGAAAAAAAGUUACACCGAUAUAUUAUUCCCCAAGGGAAGAGGAAUCGUGACUGUUGGUGGUGGGAAAUAUUCUCUAUUAGCUUAUCUCAUGAUUAAAUUAUUAAGAGAAAAGGGAACUACUUUACCAGUGGAAGUUGUCAUUCCACCAAGUGAUAAAGAGAUGUAUGAUGAUACUUGGCUUUGCAACGAUGUGUUGCCAACAUUAAACGCCAAAUGUAUCUAUUUUACGGAUAGAUUACCUGCAGAAAUCUUACAGGAUUUAGAUAUUCAUGGUUUUCAAUACAAGAGUUUAGCUAUUUGGAUUUCAAGUUUUAAGAAAACUCUUUUUUUGGAUUCAGAUAAUUUUCCACUCAAAGACCUUGACAACGUUUUUGAUACACCAGCAUUUGAAGAGGUAGGUCUAAUAUUUUGGCCAGAUUUAUGGAGAAGAACCAUUCCACCUGAUUUCUACGACAUUUCUAACAUUAAAUAUGAUUUGAAGAAAAGGGUUAGAUAUGUUCAAGAUGAUUUAUCUUCAGUUCCUCUAUAUGAUAAAGAUAAUAGUGUGAAGGAUUAUGAGUAUAACAUCCCAUUCCAUGACUUGGAUGGGACUAUUAGUGAUCCCUCUACAGAGACAGGUCAAAUGUUAGUAGAUAAAGAGACGCAUUUUGAAACAUUAUUAUUAUCCAUAUUUUUCAAUUAUUUUGGAUUUGCCAUCUAUUAUGAUAUGUUUUCUCAAGCAGGCGCAGGGAUUGGAGACAAAGAUACAUUCAUUGCUGCUGCUCAUGUUUUGGGGCAACCAUACUAUCAAGUUAAAACCCCACCUGAAUUUGAUGGGUUUUGGCACCCCACAAUGGGGUUCCAAGGUCUUGCACUUUUACAACAUGAUUUUAAUCAAGAUUAUAAGAAUUAUCAAGUCGCAAGGAUUGAAGCUAAAGGUGAUGAUGCAAAAUAUGAAAAUUACAUCACUGAUUAUAAUUUGAAAAAACAUUUCGAAGAAGAUAUGAUGGAUAUAAACAAUAUAGAUGUCAUGUUUGCUCAUUAUAGUUUGCAUAAGGCAGAGCCCAUGUCAUUAUUAGAAGGUCAAUUAUAUUUUGACCAAAAUGGUAAACCAUUAAAGGGUCUAUACAAAAAUGACAAAUAUGGUAUGAAUUUAGAAUAUUACAUCUUUAACACUUUACAUGAAUUUUUAUGUCCAAGUCCAGAAGAUAAAGAAUUUCAAAGGGAAGCAAAUGAUAAAAAUACAAAUAUAAACACUAGGUUGUCUAUAUCUGCCACGAAUACAACUCAGCAAUUAGGAUUUUAUAGAGGGCAAGUUAAUACUAAUAAUUGGGAUUUCAUGUGUGUUUUUUUAAGGACUCGUACUAGAUUUCUUCAUUCUUCGAAAAAGAAAAAAUCCAAAUCGAAGUUUUUAUAG